CGGGGCAGUUUAUAACUCGGACACAUAAUACACCGUGACACCGUCAGACAGUCAUGUCCACCGCGGUGCUCGUAGCCGCGGUAGUCGGCGGUGGAGUACUGCUCCUUAUGCGCCGCUUGUUCCCCGUCCAGAAAGCGGCGAAGCUGCUCCGGUUUCCCGCUGGCACCAUGCGAGGAAAGACGGUGAUUGUGACCGGGGCUAACAGCGGGAUAGGGAAGGCCCUAGCCGGGGAGCUGUUGAAGCUCCAGGCCCGGGUGGUCAUGGCCUGCCGGGACCGGCGCAGCGCCGAGGAGGCGGCGAAGGACCUGAAGAAAGCAGCCGGACCAGAGCAGGGAGAGGUGGUCAUCAAACACCUGGACCUGGCCUCUCUCAGGUCGGUCCGGAGGUUUUGUGAGGAGAUUCAGCAGGAGGAAUCCAAGAUCGACGUGCUCAUUAACAAUGCCGGCAUCUACCAGUGUCCCUACAUGAAGACGGAGGAUGGUUUCGAGAUGCAGCUCGGCGUGAAUCACCUGGGUCACUUCCUCCUCACUCACCUCCUGCUGGACCGCCUGAAGGCCUCGGCUCCAAGUCGCAUCGUCGUGGUUUCCUCUAAGCUUUACAAGUACGGUCAAAUCAACUUCGACGACCUGAACAGUGAAAGUAACUACAAUAAGUCUUUCUGCUACAGUCAGAGCAAGUUGGCCAACCUGCUGUUUACACUCGAACUGGCUCGCCAGCUGGAUGGCACCGGGGUCACGGUCAAUGCUCUCACUCCGGGCAUCGUGAGGACCAAACUAGGCAGGCAUGUUCAAAUCCCUUUCCUGGCAAAGCCGCUGUUCUACCUCGCCUCGCUGGUCUUUUUCAAGAGUCCGCUGGAGGGGGCCCAGACUCCACUCUAUCUGGCCUGCUCCCCUGAGGUGCAGGGAGUGACGGGGAAGUGCUUCGCCAACUGUAAGGAGGAGGAGCUGUUGGCCAAAGCUACAGAUGACCGGGCAGCCAAGAAACUGUGGGACGUAAGCAGGAGGAUGGUUGGGCUCGCUGACUGAGCAGACAGUACUCGGAGGACUCGUGUGUCCUUGGAUAAAAUGCUUAAUCUCCAGAAGCCCCAGAGACACUGUCCUACGAGAGGUGGCAUGUGAAAAGACUUGAUUGCCUCCUUGGAGACAUAAUUAUUAACUGAAUGACACAGCGUGCCAGUGAAAUGUGUAAUUGAACAUGAGUAUGAUGCAGUGGGUUGAUCCCAGAAUGUGUGAAAAGAUUUGAAUUAAAAUAAUGUGAAAGU
Messenger RNA from Larimichthys crocea (large yellow croaker), 1261 nucleotides. RefSeq names its product retinol dehydrogenase 14b (gene rdh14b). The transcript has 2 exons. The coding region runs from base 54 to 1025 and encodes 323 amino acids. NCBI's taxonomy places the organism in Eukaryota, Metazoa, Chordata, Actinopteri, Sciaenidae. The record is from RefSeq and is a predicted model, not a curated record.